Aedes albopictus (Asian tiger mosquito) is the source of this 1775-nucleotide messenger RNA. RefSeq lists its product as uncharacterized. The record is from RefSeq and is a predicted model, not a curated record. The transcript has 3 exons. The coding region runs from base 629 to 1279 and encodes 216 amino acids. Lineage: Eukaryota; Metazoa; Arthropoda; Insecta; Diptera; Culicidae. Gene Ontology annotation, molecular function: sequence-specific DNA binding.
CAGCGCCAUUCACUUCAAAAGUUGUUUUUUCUCGUCCCUCAACAUUUUCUUCAAUUUACACAAAUCACAUCCCUUUCCCUCAACCAUGCCUUCAUUAGGGAAUAGGGCAAGAACACCCAAAUUUUAACAGAAUUUCCACCAGAGGCGCUUUUGAGCACACUAGUGACAUCUUUUGAUACUAGUGUGUAACUAAUUUGAAGUUACAACCAAUAUCAAUAGAUGGCGCCACGAGCUUAAUAAUUAUUGUGCCGUUUGUCAAAAUAUAAAAUCCCACGCGCUUCAACUUUUUCAGAAAAAAAUUGACUGAAAAAAUUAAGUAGUUCUCAAUAUCUGAUUCAACAUAUUGCAUCCGUAAAGUCAGCACAUCGCGUUGUCUCUGUUGCGCAAUGUCAGCACGUUAAAAACAGAACAGAAACGUAGCUGCGGUCAAAGCGACGCAAAGAGGUGCCUUCGCGCACAUACUACUGCUAAACUAAGAACGCUAUCGCAAUACAAUGCAUGUGUUUGUUUUGCAGAUUUGUUUUUGUAAACAAGCAAAUUCGCUGCCGUUCGGUGCAAGUUCGGUGUGCUCGGUGCUCAAACUGUUUAUUUGUGUUCAAUUUCGCCGGAAAAUAGAAAAUUUUAAGAAAUGCCGACGGUUUGUUGUGUUCACGGCUGUGGAGGACGUUCCACAAAAGAAAAUCCCGUUACGUUUCAUAUUUUUCCUAAAAACCCAAAGCAAAUUUUCAAGUGGAUAUGCCGGCUGAAGAUUGGUUAUAAACUGAAGUGGUCGUCCGCUCGAGUAUGUGAGAAACAUUUCUCCAUCUCACAGUAUGAUGACAUUGAUACCCUUCGCUUGAAACGGAAUGCAGUUCCUGAUUCGUGCUUGCCGCGACGGCCGGCAAAAUCCUUCAACAGCCCACCACGUACAGCAAAACGAGUACGUAGGCCUCCACUGAAUGAUUAUUAUUACUAUGAAUUCAGUAGUGAGGGCAGACAAAGUUCUCCAGAACAGAUUUCAGUAGACGCUGUGCCGACCCCUACCAUGGUUCGAAGCAAGCCGGAGCAACGGCGGGAACCGUUGACCGUUGAUCAAAGGCUGAUUAGUGAUAUAAGAAAAUACCCACCUAAGUCAUCUCCCUACUCAGGCAUGGUGGCGGAAGUGGUGGACGAUUCCCAAUCACACCAUGUUAUUUACGCAUCAUACUUCGACAACGUUGGAAGAGAAGAGGAGAUACAAAUUCAGGCUCCAACUCUUUUCAAUUUGUAUGUCAAACUGAAAUUUGAUUACAAUGGGUAGAGUGAGAGUAAUAGGGUCUGGGACCAUUUGGGCAGGAGGACCUAUUUUGGGCACUUGCUGCUAUACCUCAGUCAAUUUUAAACAGAUUGAACUGACUUUUUGAACAUGACUAGCUACUGUACGUGCCUGACCGUGUUCCAAAAACCAUGUCGAUCGGUUUAAAAUUGACUGAGUUAUAGCAGCAAGUGCCCAAAAUAGAUCCCCCUGCCCAAAUGGUCCCAGACCCUAUGUAAUUAAUUAUUAUUACAAACGUGUUGUAAGCAAGAUAAUCUAAAUGAAUAUGUACGCAUUUUGCUCAUAGAUAAACAUAUGAAAGACGAAAUAUUUUUUGGAAACCGAUUACAUUAGUGACCCGAUUUUUUCAGCCCAUUUUAGAAACACACUUUUGGCUCUUCUCAAAAUUUUAAUUUAGGCUUUCUACACCUCUAUGUUCUGCCUUUCGGUAAUAGUUUGAUAAUGAACAAGGAUGACUGCAAGGAGAAUACAUUUUACUAAG